Molecule: messenger RNA, 2453 nt
Organism: Penaeus vannamei (Pacific white shrimp)
Lineage: Eukaryota; Metazoa; Arthropoda; Malacostraca; Decapoda; Penaeidae
Product: zonadhesin
Molecular function (GO): RNA binding
Source: RefSeq, a predicted model, not a curated record
CGCGUGCUCGUAGAAUGCAGUAAUACAUGUGGUACUCAUUACAGAGGCACUGCAACCUUUGGAAUUUCGUCUAGUACUCUUCACAUGAUUGCCUUUUACUUGAUGAUUUAUUCUUAUGUAACAUAGUGAUAUAAAGAAUGGAGAGCUAAGAACCAUCAAUAAGAGCAAUGACUUCUACAUCUGAAGGCAAUGGAAAAGGAGGUGAAAGGAACACUAAGGGUGAAAGUGGCACGAAAAUUAGCCUGGUUAAACCCAAGAAGAAGAAAUGCAAAAAGAAAGCUGGUAAGCUCCGUCCUCUGGUGCAGGUGCCCAAGAACAGAUUCAGUCCUGUCAAGGGAGGAAUUAAGCCUACCAGUGAAGGAGCCUUUACCAAGGAACUUGCCAUUUCAUCCCAGGGAGCAACCCGUCUUGUCCAGGGAGGAGCCAUUCCUGUCCAGAGAGAGGUAGCUCCAGCACAGAAAGGAGCCAUUUUUAACAAUGAAAGAGAUAUUCUAGCUAAUUCUGCCCAAGGAGGAGCCAUUGGUGUCAAGUGUGAAGCCUCUCUUUCCCAGGGAGGACCCAUUCAAGGGAAUGAGAUUAAACGCAAUAAGAAGAAAUGCAAAAAGAAAGCUGGCAAACUCCGUCCUCUGGUGCAGGUGCCUAAGAAUAGAAUCAGUCCUAUCAAGGGAGGAAUUAAGCCUACCAGUGGAGGAGCAUUUGUCAAGGAACUUGCCUGUUCAGCCCAUGGAGGAGCCAUUCCUGGCCAAAGAGAAGUAAAUCCAGUCUUAGGAGGGGCCAUUCUUGACCAUGGAGGAGCUAUUCCUGCCCAAGGGAAAGCUAAUCUUGCCCAAAGUGAAGUCACUCCUGCCCAGGGGGGACCCAUUCCUGUCCAGAGAGAGGUAGUUGCAGCCCAGAAAGGACUUAUUCUUAACCAUGAAGGAGCUAUGACUGCCCUAGGGGGAACUAAUCCUGCCCAAGGAGGAGCCAUUGGUGCCAAGAGUGAAGCCACUCUUGUCCAGGGAGGACCUGUUCCUGGUGGUAUGAUUAAACGCAAUAAGAAGAAAUGCAAAAAGAAAGUUGGCAAGGUACGUCCUCUAGUGGAUUUGUCCAGGAGAGGAUAUGGCCCUACCCAGAGUGAAGCCAUUCCUGCCCAAGGAGGAGCCAUUGAUACCCAGAAAGGAGCCAUUCUUGCCCAAGGAGGAGCCAUUGAUACCCAGAAAGGAGCCAUUCUUGCCCAAGGAGGAGCCAUUGAUACCCAGAAAGGAGCCAUUCUUGCCCAAAGAGGAGCCACUUCUGUCCAGGGAGCAGCCAUUGCUACCCAGGAAGGAGCCAUUCCUGCCCAAGGAGGAGACAUUCCUACCCAGGGAGGAGACACUACUCAAAAAGGAGCCAUUCUUGUCAAGGGAGGAGUUAUUCCUAUCCAGGGAGAAGCCAUUCCUGCCAAGGUUAUAGCCAAGCCAACCCAAGAAGAUGCCAUAUCAGCUUCAGUUGCAGCUAAGUCUGCUCAAGGAGGAGUCAUUCCCAGCAAAGGUGGAAUCAAACAUGAGAAGAAAGCAAAUCUAAAACAGAAGAAGGGUAAAAGAGACAGUGUUAACAAGGUCAUGGGAAAAAAUCUUUCACUCAAGAGGAAAAUGUUGAAGAUCCCCAGAGAUCAUAUGACUCUCGAGGGAGACCUGUUGGAGGAAUACUUGAAACGUGUGGAAAAGAGGAAUAAGCGCACUCUGUAUGUCAAAGUACCUUCACCAGUUGAUAUAAAUAAUGCCACAAUCCUAAAUCCUUUGUUUGAUGAUGCAGCUUCCACACGGUUUCCACAGCACAAGACGUAUGGAUAUUGUUACAUUGAGUAUGAAUCCCAAGAAAAGGCAGAGAAAAUGAAGCCUAUAUUAGAAGAAAUGGAGAUACUUGGGGGAAGAUGUGAAGUGGACUUUGUUGGAGAAAAGUCUAAGAAUUAUUUUCCUUCUAAAGUCGUAUGUGUUUACCCUAAAGAGUUAUUUCUAGAUGGUUUGCCUCCAGGCACAACAUAUGAAGACCUGAGGUCAACCUUCAGUACAGCCCAAAUUAUCCAGACCAAAAAGUUUCUCAAAAAAGGUAAUGCCUAUAUAAAGUACAAAAGAAAGGAGGAAGCAGAAAAGGUAUUUAGAGAACAGGGUGGCCUUAAAGUCAGUGGGCGGGAGGUUAUGGUGUUGUAUGUGAAAGCCGGUCCCCGUGAACAAUCAACUGAUCCAGAAGCAAAGCGAAGGAAGAUUGAUGAUACAACGAAGAGAAAACAAGAUAUCGAAGAUUUGUAAAGAAAAUGGUAAUGAUUAAGGCUGACUGGUAAAAAUGUUUUUCACAUAUCAGUAGGGAUUAAUGUCAGAGAAUUUCAUAGGAUGAAUGCCUCUCCUUUAACUGGAAAAUAAUACACAGUACAUCUAUAAGUUGGAUGACUACUUUAUGAAUCAGUUGUAAAGUUGUUGAGAAAUAGCUAGCAAACU